This is a messenger RNA of Nasonia vitripennis (jewel wasp), 2195 nucleotides long. RefSeq names its product protein takeout (gene Jhbp2). The coding region runs from base 999 to 1766 and encodes 255 amino acids. NCBI's taxonomy places the organism in Eukaryota, Metazoa, Arthropoda, Insecta, Hymenoptera, Pteromalidae. The record is from RefSeq and is a predicted model, not a curated record. The transcript is spliced from 4 exons.
AUAAUUUUUGGCUCUUCAUCUGCGGUCGUACUACAGCUCGUCUUUGAAUUUGAAACAAUAAAUGAGGAGCUUUCACCCGGAGAAAGCGAUAUCUUAAUUGAAACCGUGUACGGGUAAUUGUAUUAGCACUGUAUCGAUUUUUCAACGAAAUAUCUCAAGUUUACACUUUGCAGAAUCAGAAAGAGCAAUUAACCUACUCCAUCAACCAAACAAUGCGCGCGAGGACGUUCGUUUUUCAUGAAUUAUAAGUAUACCGAUUUCACUCGUUCGAAAAAUCGGCAAAGACCACCGGCGUGUGCGUCACACCCGAGGUGUGCGUAUACCUUAACGGUUCUCUCGAAAAAUUAUAAAAUAAAGUCAGGUACAAAGUAUAAUAAGCCGUGACACGAGGAAAGGCUCUCUCGCAGUUAGUCGCUCUACAUUCGGCGCCGCCGGAGAAUAGGAUCGGUUUUUUGCGAGUACAUCUCUAGUACAGAGUUUUCACUGGAAAAAAUCGAAAGUCCGCAUUAUAUUUAUCCUCAAAAAUUGUUCGCCAUCGAUCAUAAUACCGAUCGGACAACAAAUCGGCGUUACGUGAAACUGGACGAUCGGCACCACUAAAUCGGUAUAGAAAUUUUAUUUUAAAUUCUGCCCAAUCAAAAGACACGUGCCUAACGUGCUUAAUAUAAUACACACACACACACACUCGAGAUCCCCUCGUCUCCGAUGUGUAUAUACACACAGAGACCGAGUACGAUUCAAGGCCAAGAGUGUUCUCCACUACUGUACUGCGUCUCUUGGAGGGAGGAGAUAAUAGGCAUCGGCUAUUAUCGGCCGAUGCUUUUGAAGAAAGUUACACCGCGAUGUGCUAGCCCCACUCUCCCGGCGGCGGCGAUCUUCUGGUGGGGCAGGGGCAAUGUCAAGGUGCUAUAAGUCCGGACGCAUCUCUUAGAACCGGUCAUUCGUCGCGUUGAACGGGUUCGAUCGGUUCGUUGGACGUUUGUGGAACGAGAUAUAGGAUGAAGCCUGCUACGAGGAUUUUGAGCCUGGCCUGCUUGGUCGUGGCGAUCGGUUGUGCUAGAGCUGCUGGCAAGUACAGGGGACUGGAGUUUUUGGAACCCUGCUCCAAGAGGGAUCCGGAACUCGAGAGCUGCUUGGCCAGGGCGGCUAACAGCCUGGCUGAGAACUUCCGACGGGGUCUACCACAGUUAGGCUACACGGAGGUCGAGCCCAUAGUCCUGGACGAGCUUCACAUAGCUCUGGGCGGUGGUCCCAACGGCUACAAGGCCCAAUUCAAAGACAUCGCAGCUCGAGGCGUCUCCUCCGUACGAAUUACCGGUCUGCGAGCUCGUCUCAGCGACGACGAGGUGCAGCUGCAAUUAGCGCUCAGUAUUCCCAAGAUUCAAGCCGAUGCCAAGUACCGAUCGAGCGGGACCCUAAUCCUCGUACAGGCCAGCGGAGCCGGUGACUACUGGGGAGAAUACGAGGGAGUCAAGGCUAAGGUCUUCAUCAGGGCUAAGCCGUACGCGGUUCAAGGCCAGCAGUUCCUCAGGCUCCAACAGCUCAAGAUGGACUUUACCGUAAGGGACAUCAAAAUGGGCGUCGACAACGUCCACGACGGCAACACUAUUCUUCAGGCAGCUUUGAAUCUCUUCAUCAACAGCAACAGUCAGGAACUUUUGAAGGAAAUGAAACCGGAUCUCAGAAGGAAACUUGUUCAAGUCAUGUCGACCUUCGUGGAAAAAAUCUUCGCCCAAGUACCUUACGAUGCCUUCGUUACAGACUGAGUACAAUUACACGUGCACACACACACACACACAUAUACGCACUUCCAUCGAAUGCAUAAAAACGUUCACGUAUUUUCCUCGCUACAUACGAGAGCUACUCCACGUUAUCGCGCCGGCGAUGAAAAUAGAAAAAGUUAACAACAAACAAAGCAGCGGCCAUAGACUGUUAAGCCUCUGCGAUGUAUAUUUAUGUCGAGUACUUCGUUAUAUAAGCCACUAGUUCGUUAAGCUAUAAUUUAUUAUUGUUCAAUUAUCCGCGCGAAAAUCGUCGACUUAUAAAAAAUACAAGUAGUAUUUACAUGUAUUAACGUACGUUUAUUCAUACGUUGCGAGUACGUAAAAGUUUAUACAUAUAACACUUGUUUAUUUGUUUAAUAAAAAAAAAAAAAAAAAAAAAAAUCCGCGCAGCUUUUGCGCGGGACAAACAAA